This is a messenger RNA of Acipenser ruthenus (sterlet), 2739 nucleotides long. RefSeq names its product BICD family-like cargo adapter 2. The record is from RefSeq and is a predicted model, not a curated record. NCBI's taxonomy places the organism in Eukaryota, Metazoa, Chordata, Actinopteri, Acipenseriformes, Acipenseridae. The coding region runs from base 535 to 1902 and encodes 455 amino acids. The transcript is spliced from 10 exons. Gene Ontology annotation, biological process: vesicle transport along microtubule; Golgi to secretory granule transport.
GAGGGAGGGGCGUCGCUUUCAUUUGCUUUUCCAGACAUCCAUGGUUUCCAGCUCUUUCAUUUGCUUUUCCAGACAUCCAUGGUUUCCAGCUCUUUCAUUUGCUUUUCCAGACAUCCAUGGUUUCCAGCUCUUUCAUUUGCUUUUCCAGACAUCCAUGGUUUGCAGCUCUUUCAUUUGCUUUUCCAGGCUCUCACUCUGCUUUAUUCCACUUUGCUGUGCUGUUGUUGUGGUGAACUUUUCUAAGGGCAGGACACAGUGAGGAAAGUCAGGGAUGAAGACAAGCAGAGUGAGUCUGACAGGUCUUCAGAUAAAGGGAGUGAAACCAGAAAGGGCGAGAUCGAGGCCGGGGUGUCUGAAUACAAAGAGAAGAGAUGAAAGACAGUGUGGCUUGUACUGCCACUCAUCAGAGCAACAGAAUGGAUUCUUCAUGCGUUUUCUUAGCAUACUUUGCAUCUUGAGGCAACACACUUUUUAAUCACAAAUUUCCAGUUUGGAAGAGGCCUCACUGAAACUAAACCAGGCUGGAUUAACUGCAUGGCUUCCCUGUCGUGGCGGAACCCGGAUCCUGCGAGGGUCAGGAGGUUGGCAUCCCAGUCCAGGAGGGACAGUCUGUCCUCCCCCAGUUUGGAGGAACCCUUCUUCCCAUUCCCGUCUCAGAGAAGAGAGUCUAUGGGGAGCCCCCUGCCCCCCCCACUGGAACACACCAGCUCCGAGCUACUGGAGAGGGACCUCAUACUGGCAGCGGAACUGGGACAAGCCUUACUGGAGAGGAACGAGGAACUGGGAGCCAAGCUGGAAGAGAGGGACAGAGAGAUAGAGCUGCUGAAGCAGCAGUGCUAUGAGAUGAAGCUGAAGCAGGACUCUGUGGAUCUGGAGUGGUCUCAGCACAGGGCGGACCUGGAGUCGGACCUGGGGCUGGCAAGGGCCCAGCUGGAGCAGUGGCAGAACCAGGACCGGGAGAGGCGGAGAGUGGAGGGGGAGGAGCUGAAAGAGCUGUCCAAUCACAACCAGAGGCUGGUGGAACAGCUUUCUGAGGCAGUCAGGGUGCAGCACGAGUUGAUGUCAGAGCUGCGAACACUGAGGGAGGAGUUUGAAGAGAGAGACAUGAAGAAUUCAAUCCGGACGGCCAGAAUAGAAGGGCUGCAGGCGGAGAAUGUUCUGCUGCUGCAGAGAAAGUCAGAAGCAGAAAAGCAAAUGAAAUCGCUUCAGGAAGAGAAUGAGAGGCUGCGGAGCGCCUCUGAGGCUCUGCGGGAGAAAGUGCUGGAGCAGCAGGAGAGGGAGGAGGAGAAAGAGAGAGAGCUCUUACAGGGCAGGGCUGACUUGUUUGAGCAGCGGAGCCUGAACCAUUCCCUGCAGACUCGAAUUCGAGACCGGGGGGAAGAGGUCAGCUUCACAGAACCCGGGUCCUUCACACCCUCCAUCCAAUCAGAGCUGGAGCAAGCACAGAGAGCUGCCGUUUCUCAGGAGAUCUGGACGCAGAAAGUUGAGGAAACUCAGAGACUGGAAAAUGAGCUGCAGUGCCAGGGAGCUGAACUGGAAUCUUUAAGAGCAGAAGUGCAGCGUCUGAAACAGCAAGCUGAUCAAACUGACAAGAGCUCUCUGGAAGCUGAACUGGAUCGCGUCAGAUCGGAGCGAGACUCCCUCAACCUGCAGCUGUUUAACACCAUCCAACACAAGGUGGCGCUAGCACAGGAAGUGGAGGACUGGCAGGAGGACAUGCGGGUGGUGAUCAGACAGCAGGUCCGGGUGCAGAGCGAGGAGGAGAGAGAGAAGGAACGCAAGGCUUCAGUGAAGAGAAAGGACCGCUCCCAAUUCAACAGGAGAUCAUUCAGAGGGAGCGGAGAGGGGAGUGAAGGAGGGAGCAAGGACGGAUUCUUCUCAUCCCUCUUCAAACAGAACUGAGAGAGAGACAGAGAGGGAGGGAGGGAGAGAAGGAGGGAUAGACAGAGAGGGAGAGCGCUAGGGAGGGAGGGAGCAACAGACAGAGAGAGAGGGGGGCGUUUUUGUUUUUUCUUUUUCAAUUUCUGUUCAUGUAGGGUGAAUUGACCAAGCCAGUGAAACGGUAACUUGCAUAUUAGAGACUUCUAUGACGAAUGGAAGUGUACAGCAGGGGCGAGGUGUGGGCCUGCUGUGUGAGCUGCAAUCACGAUGCACAACACUGCAGCGCACCACACAUUUACAAACGUGUGCCGGGCAGCUGGAGUCAAGGGUGGAGCAGCAUGGAGAAGCUACAGCACACAGCGAGGUCAAGAGAGAUCAGGAAACGCACUUCAUUCAAAUGCUGCUCACCACGGACUACAUUUAUGAAUUCCAGUACUAUAUAAAUAAAAGGGUUAUUUAUUUGAAAAGGAAUUGAAAAAAAGCAAUAAAUGCAACGCAGCUGUUUUAUACACAGUAUUUGUGGUUUAAUUUGAAAUGACCUUGAUGUUGCAUUACAGCUUUAACUAUAUAUGAAAUAAACAGACACACAUAAAUAAGAGAAGAGAAAACAGCGGGAGAGAGAAUCAAACAUGGAAACAAUGCUAGAGUCCUGCCUUCGGAAAGCAGCGGCCGAUGAAAUCAUGUGAAGAAAGCCCUUGUGUUUCUGUCGCUUCACGUGUGAAACGUGACGAGGGUGUGAGUGCAUCACAGACACAUCGUUUUCUUUUCAACACUCAUCCGUACUGUCACAGUGUACAUGUUUGGUUUCUUUAUUGAAGAAAGUUGUCUUUUUCUGUAAUAAAGUGUGUGUUUGUCAAA